This is a messenger RNA of Tripterygium wilfordii, 4318 nucleotides long. RefSeq lists its product as uncharacterized. The transcript has 8 exons. The record is from RefSeq and is a predicted model, not a curated record. The coding region runs from base 235 to 4020 and encodes 1261 amino acids. NCBI's taxonomy places the organism in Eukaryota, Viridiplantae, Streptophyta, Magnoliopsida, Celastrales, Celastraceae.
UUUCAUCUGUAACCAUUUUUAUUUAUUCAAAAGAAUUAAACAUUUUGGAAAGAAGGAGAAACACUCGUAUAGAUAAGAGAGAGAAAUCAUACCCUGGUGCAUGUAGGUAGGAAGGAAUUACUUUAAGCUGCGUCGUGUUUGCCAUGGCGCAUUUGCGUAUUGUUGGCCAUUGAUUAUCACGUCUUGCUAUGCCUUGGCCCUCUUUCGAGAGAACUGAAAUAGGGACAAAGAGAGAUGCAUUGUUCUAUCCAAAGAGCCCUUAGUGACAAGCAGACGGUUUCACACGGAGAAAAGAGCUACUCAUCAAGGAAAUUUAUUGAACAGGAUAGUUUCAAGGGAUCUUCUGAGGUUCGUGAAGUGUCUGCUCUUGAUUGCAGUAGCUCCGAUCAGAGAUGUGCGCUCCUGAUGUUCCUCAGACUUGAAUCCAAUGGACACCGUAGAAUUGUACCACAGAGAAUGCAGUGUAUUGAUGACACUAAGCAGUCAAGAUCUGAAGUCAAUGAGGAUAUGAAUAGUAUGUAUCUGGUUACUCAGCCAACUACGAAAUCACUUAAGGUUGAUACGCCAAACGUUCAGAUAGGACCUGGAUUUGGUGUUACUCAGUCUAACAAGUCUUUUACUGCCAGAAGCUUUUCUGGGCCCAAUUGGCGGCAUACAUCUCGAAACAUGGCCACAGCAAAUAAAGUGUGUAAAUCGGAUGAUUUUUCAAGUUAUUCCAACUGCCGGAGUUCCAUCUCCUGCAGUGAUUCCUGUGCUUUGACCUCAGAAGGAUCUACUACUAUGAGUUCAUCUGAUGUGUUAAUUGAUAGCACCAAACUAGAUAAGGUAGUGAAGAAAACUUCAAAAAAGAAGGUGAGAAGGAGGGGGAAGUAUAAGAAGAAAUUUCCAAGUGAUGUUGAAUCUACUGAAAUGGAAGUUUUAUUUGAGGAGAAUGCACAUGGAAGUUCGACAUUGGAAACCUGUGCUAAUAACGAUUUGGAUCACGGAGAUGAAGUGGUAUUAUGUACAACUUCACAAGAGGCUUCAGCAGUGGAUGAUAGGGUUGUUGGAACUAAUUUCAAAGCUACUGCUAAUAAAUCAGCCAGGAUGCUCAACCACUGCAAUGAUGAGGUGGAUAUAGUGGAAACAGCUGUACCUUCUAUUAGUCCACAUGAUCCAGCAAUUGAUUGCGAAAUUGGGAUUCAAACAAUAGCUCAAGGAUUUUCAAUCCUCGAUAGAGGUCUGGAGGAGACAACUAAUGUGCAGAUCAGCCAUGAUCGUGAUGCAUGUUUGAAAGAACCCGAUGAAGGAGAUGGUGGCAUUACCUUUCCAGGCCCAUCAGGUCUCAGUUCUGAGAAAAAGAACUUCUUUCAUAAAAAAUCAGGUAAUGGUGAUGUAGAUACCUUUGAUUGUGAUGGACAAACAAACAAUAGCAGCCAGCGAUUCAGUAGCAGUGGUAUGCAACAGGUUUCAUCAGGCAAGAGAGGGAAACAAGUUAAAACAUUCCCCAGUAGUUGUAGCGUAUACAAACCUGUAAGUGUUGGAAACUCAAAUGGAUGUACAGGGAAGGAGAACAAUCAUUCCAUCUGGCAAAAGGUUCAGAAGAAGGAUGUUGAUGAAUGCCGCUAUGAGUCAAAGAAAGUGAGUCCUAUCUUCUUGCAAUCACAAUUUAAUAUUACUUUAAAAGCGGCUUCUUUUCCUAAAAAAAAUUGCAGUGCUGAAGAAAUGAGUAUAAGAACGAAGGUCAAAGAUAAAAAGCCAUUGAAAGAUAAGGGUUCUAGGAGAUUAAAAAGAAAAAAUAGUCCAGGGGUAAAACAAGAGUUCCACUGUUAUUCUGGGCAGGGUUCUCAUCUCAACAAAGCUAGCUCAAAUCGCCGUGCAAAGAUGAGUUUGCAGCAGAAUGACAUGCUGGCCAUCUCUUCUAAUGCAAAUGUUCAACACAGAAUCAACAGUGUUCUGAAAUCUCAUUCUCAAUCUUGUAGUCCAAGGGUUGAAUUACAGAGCAGCACAGUUGAAUCCAUGAAUACAGAAACAGUUCACAGCUUGCGAGUUUUUCCAGAUGCAUUGGAACCAUUUGAGAAUGUCCAUGAUAUUGUUUCUGGUAUGAAUGUUCAAAAUAGAGAAGAUCAGGAUCCGACAUUGCCAAAAUCAUGUCUUUCUUUGGAUGCAUCGAAGCUGCUUGAGGUCCGGUCUCCAGUAUUCCUUCCUCAUCUCUUAGCCAACAGAGUUCGUCAAAUAGAUAAAGGAAAUUCUCCCGAAAACAAUAAGCAAAACCAUAGUUCCUCAUCAAAGCUGCUUGAGGUGCGGUCUCCGGUAUUCCUUCCUCAUCUUUUAGCCAACAGGAUUCCUCAAAUAGAUGAAGAAAUUUCUCUCGAACACAAUAAGCAAAACCAUAGUUCCUCAUCGAAGCUGCUUGAGGUGCAGUCUCCAGUAUUCCUUCCUCAUCUUUUAGCCAGCAGGGUUCCUCAAAUAGAUAAAGAAAAUUCUCUCGAACACAAUAAGCCAAACCAUAGUUCUGGGUCUAUUCUGCAGAAGUGGAUUCCCAUUAGGAAAAAGGAUCCCGUUACAGCAGAAUGUGAGCCUUCAUUGGUGGAACAUUCUCAUGGGGCAGCUGAUGAAGAUUGGACAUUCAAAAGUACAGCUGAGAAGAAGGCUGAGCCCAGCUCUGAAAAUCUGGUUUCUCCUCAGAAUGCUGCAGUACUGAUGGGCGGGUGUUGCUCUUCUUGGGAGGAAAGAAACAUUAGAAGUUUGAGGCAUCCAGUUGCCGGUGUGUUCAAAGGGCAUGAUUAUAAUACAAUUGCAUCUAAAUGCCCGAUGAGUGUAUCUAAUGAUCAAAAUUGUUCUGCUUUUGAAACUGUUUUGGACAAGAUACAACAGGCAGUUAAUGAUGUGUGUAGAGUACAAGUGGCUGCUGAAGCUGUUCAUAUUGCCACUGGUGGUCCAAUUGCUGAGUUAGAAAGACUUCUUCGUCUUUCUUCUCCAGUUAUUCAUCAAUCACCCAACUUAAUCUGCUGCCAGUCUUGUUCGCAAGAUGAGCUAGUUGGUGCAAUCCCGUGCAGACAUGAGACACAUAAUGUCUCUUUGGGAUGCCUGUGGCAGUGGUAUGAGAAACAUGGGAGUUAUGGGUUAGAAGUAAGGGCAGAGGAUUGUGAAAGUUCAAAGAGAUUUGGGGUUGAUCGUUUUGCUUUUCGUGCUUAUUUUGUCCCUUUUCUUUCAGCAGUUCAGCUGUUCACAGAACAUAAAAGGCGGCCCAUUAAAGAUAACAUCAAGUUGCAACCUUCGGCUGUUGUGGAGACUGAGCUUGGUGGAAAAUUAGAAAACUUCUCUAGUUUUAGCCACAUUCCGAUAACUUCAAUGCUUGUUCCUCCUUCACGCACAUCAAAAACGGGGAUUCUGGCUCUCGUAGAUGACAUGCAUCACUCACAACCAUCUUCAGUUUGUGCCGAAGAGGGCUCACCUGGUCAAUCUGAUGAUUUGGAAUGCUCCAACGACCUAGAAUUACUUUUUGAGUACUUUGAAUCUGAGCAACCACAACAAAGACGACCAUUAUAUGAGAAAAUACGAGAGCUGGUUAGAGGUGAUGGACCUUCACAGGGCAGUAUGUAUGGGGAUCCAACGAAGCUGAACUCUAUGAAUCUACAUGACUUGCAUCCAAGAUCCUGGUUCUCUGUGGCAUGGUACCCUAUUUAUAGAAUACCUGAUGGGAACUUACGUGCUGCAUUUUUAACUUAUCAUUCACUCGGUCAUUUGGUUCGUAGAAGUUCCCAAUUUGAUUUCUCAAGGGAUGGUUGUAUAGCAUCUCCAGUUGUGGGUCUUCAGAGCUACAACGUUCAGGGAGAAUGCUGGUUCCAGCUGAGGCAUUCAGCCAUGAGCCCAACUGCUGAAACCUCUAGCCUAAACCCUUCUGGAAUCCUGAAGGAGCGGUUGAGGACACUGGAGGAGUCUGCGUCUCUCUUUUCAAGAACUCUUGUAAAUAAAGGAAAUCAGACAGGCAAUAACAGACAUCCUGAUUAUGAGUUCUUCCUCUCUAGGCGACGCUGACUGCUCGUCCUAGUUUUUACUGUCUGCAACUUAAUAUAGUCUCUUAUGUUAGAAAACAGUGUCCAUAUGGAUAUAAGAGCUAAUGACAAGUAUGAAGGUAAACCGAUUAGUGCACCUCCAUGAAUGGUGGUUUUUUUCCCUCCUGCUCAGGAACACCAUGUCUUGAGGGCUAUCUAAAGCAUCUCUAGUGGUGAUCCUGGUUUUAAACCUUUCAAUAUUUUCUUGUUGCUGUAAACAUUUGUUAAUGUAGUGUGAAGGUUUCACAACAAAUAUUGCCUAGUCUUCCAUUUUUCUUUCA